AUGACACAGAACCUAACAUCUAUUGCUGAUGAACAUAGUAUAAAUCAACCUAUUGAAUACAAUAAAUCAGGUUUAAAUCAAAAUAAUGAUGAAUUAUCAAUUGUCGAAAAGUCAAACACCGACUUAAAGCACCAAGAGAAUCAAUCAACUAUUGAGAAUGAUAAUACCAACAUAAGUUGCUUUAAAUUGACUGAAUUACCGAAUGAAAUCAUAUUGAAUAUAACAAACAACUUAUCUCAAUUUGAUGUAUUACAUUUUAUUAGAACAUGUUCCAGAUUCUACCAUUUAACACUACCACAAUUGUAUCAACAUAUAAUAAUUGAUGAGAAUUUUGAAUCAUCCAAUCAAAAAUAUGAGACUAACGGAAGAACAUAUAUAAAUAAUAAAUUUAAAUUAAAAAAAUUUUGUAAAACCUAUGAUGAAAAAAGUGAUAAUGAUUCAAGUAAUAUCAAUAUCAAAAUUGAUAAGUUUGAAUGUUUGGAACUACCUGAUUCAAUUACAUUUCAUGAUGAUGAUUUUCUAGCGGAUAUGGUUUAUCUAUUUAAUAACUUAAAUCAUUUAACAUCUUUAAUUUGGUUAGACAAAGGAUUUAGAUUAGAUUUAUUAUAUUACUUAAGAAACACAGAAUUGAUAACCACAUUGAUUUUGAAUGUUACACCUAAGGCACGUAGGGGGAGAAACAAUAGGUUUUAUUAUAAAAAAAAUGAAGAAGACUACAAUAAUCUAAUAUUUGAUUUAAAAUUUCCUAAUCUUAGAAAUUUUCAAAUAAAACCUUUUCAAAAUUCAGAAGUUUUACUUAAUCUAAUCAAUGGUUUAUUAAUUAAUCAAAAUAAUCCUAAUGAAAAGUGUAAAACGUUAGGCUUUUUUGGUGGGGAUAAUGCAUUCGAACUGAUUCGAAAUAAUCGUAUUUUGGAAUGUAUAUUUGAAGAAAGUAAAAUUCAAUACUUAGAAAACUUAACUUCACUUUCAAUUAGUGAUAUUGGUGUUCGUCAAAAUGAUUCAGAUUAUUUAAUAAAUUGUAUUAAUUUACAAAAUUUGAAACAUUUACAACUAAGUAGAAUAGAAGAUUUUAGUCGGAAUGGUACUUUAAACUCAAAUUUUUUAACGGAUAUAGCACCAUUUUUGACAAGCAUAAUUCAUUUAUCAUUAAGAAUUCAUCAAAAAAUUCAUCUUAUGCUACAAUUUUUUGAAAUAUUAGCUCAAAAUAAUACUAAGUUAAAAGUCUUAGAUUUGUCAGAAAAGUUUCAUCCUGAUUUAUCUUCUUCAAUAAGUAAAUUUCAAAAUUUGAAAAAAUUAUCUUUAGAAAUUUUUGAUCGAAGGGGGUAUGAAUACUUGGAUAUUUUUGAUUCAAGAGAUGAUGGUACUCAAAAUGAAGGUUUAGUUAUGUUUGAUCCAACUAUGUAUGAUGAAUGGUUGAAAGUUCAAAAUAAUGCUUUAUUACAUUUAAAAUAUAUUCGUAUUGAUAAUAGUUUGUUUCAAUGUGAAUCAAAUUCAAUUCUUAAUCCUGUAGAUGGUUUAGAUUGUUGGUUUAGAUCAAAAGUAAGAUGUGUAAGUUUAAUGGAAUGGAGCAAUGAGUUUGGAAUGGACUGA
Messenger RNA from Lodderomyces pseudojiufengensis, 1590 nucleotides. RefSeq names its product F-box protein. Gene Ontology annotation, molecular function: protein binding. The transcript has 2 exons. The record is from RefSeq and is a predicted model, not a curated record. Lineage: Eukaryota; Fungi; Ascomycota; Pichiomycetes; Serinales; Debaryomycetaceae. The coding region runs from base 1 to 1590 and encodes 529 amino acids.